UUUUGAUAUUUGAACCAAAUCCACCGUGUUUACCUGCAAUCAGAAAUGCGUGAUCUAUGAUAAAGUAAUGAAGCUUCCUUCUCUCUCUGUCUCUAGCAUUGUCUUCGUCUCUCUCUCUCUCUCUCUCUCUCUCUCUCUCUCUAUCGUUGUACAGUUUACCGUUGUACAGUUUAUCUAUGAUAAAUUAAUGAAGCUUCCAUCCAAUUCCCAUUUUUAGGGUUGUUAAAAUCACAAUCUCUGCUGUGAAUUCAUUCAUGUUUAAUAAUACCACCUCAUUUCAUGACCCUAUUCUUCAAAUUAGGGUUCUCAAGUUUCCCACAGUAAAUGAUUUUUUUGCAAUCAACUCUUCCCACCACCUCUGACUCUUCCCGUAUUCUUCUUCACCUUUCGCCAUCUCUCUGCCCAUGUAAGCUCGAUCAUCAUGGACUCCCACUCAAUCGAAGAAUUUUUCCAAUUAGAAAAUUUCACAACAAUUCUCGCCCAAGAUGGCUUCUUCGAGCUUGUAUGCUUCCAACUGAUGGUGGAAACCACAAUCUCAGCAUCGAAAUCCCCAAUUCCGCAAGGAGGGGAGCCAAAUUUUACGUAGUCAAACGAUUUGCAGAUGAAUUGGAUGGUAAUGGCAAAUUGCAAUUACCUCAAGACUCAAUUCAUGUGGGUAUGGGUUCAAAUUUUACUAGCUUUCAAGAAGACCCAAUUGUAGAUAAGCUAAGGACUCAAUUAGGGGUUAUUCAUCCUCUUCCUUCGCCGCCGAUUAAUCGGACUAUUGUUGGCUUGUUUGUGUUUUUUUUCUUUGUUGGGGUCGCUUCGGAUAAACUCUGGACAUCAAGGAAGAGGAAUAAACUUGGGGGUGACGGUAGACCAGGUACUUGGCCUCAGGUGCCCACAAGUUUUUCUUUGUUUUUUGAGAAGGAUUUGCAGAGGAAAGAGUCUGUGGAAUGGGUAAACAUGGUUUUGGGGAAGUUGUGGAAGGUUUAUAGAGGUGGAAUUGAGAACUGGCUUAUUGGGUUGCUUCAGCCAGUUAUUGAUAAUCUGAAGAAGCCUGAUUAUGUGCAGAGAGUUGAAAUAAAGCAGUUCUCAUUAGGGGAUGAGCCAUUGUCUGUUAGGAAUGUUGAGCGCAGAACUUCGCGCCGGGUCAAUGAUUUGCAGUAUGUUAUUUCUAGAAUUUCUAGUAUUUUUUUCUUCCUAUGUUGUUUUCUGAUUAUUCAGCUCUUGUUUGUGCCUUACCUGUUAAUAUUGUGCUUUUGCGUUUGGAUUGACUGGAGAAACUUAGAAUUUGGAUGUUUUUUUACAUUCUUGUUGGGCCACUCGUUUGGGCAUUCUUCUCUAGAACACUCCAGCACUAUGCAUUAUGUUUAAAAUUUAUUGACCACACUGGAGUGGGUGUUAUACCCGCUUGUCUA
Molecule: messenger RNA, 1400 nt
Organism: Camellia sinensis
Lineage: Eukaryota; Viridiplantae; Streptophyta; Magnoliopsida; Ericales; Theaceae
Source: RefSeq, a predicted model, not a curated record